AUUGUCCAAUGAAAACUACCGACGCCAGAAACCGGGACAGGGCCGGGGUGGAGGAGACGAUGGAGAAUUUCUCGGCGCUGUUCGGAGCUCAGGCUGACCCACCACCGCCCCCAACCGCACUCGGCUUCGGACCAGGGAAGCCACCACCUCCGCCUCCCCCUCCUCCGGGCGGGGGCCCCGGCACGGCCGCGCAGCCAACCUCGGCCACGGCCCCGCCCGGCGCCGACAAGUCAGCGGCUGGUUGUGGUCCCUUCUACCUAAUGCGGGAGCUGCCAGGUAGCACUGAGCUGACAGGCAGCACCAAUCUGAUCACACACUACAACCUGGAACAUUCCUAUAAUAAAUUCUGUGGGAAGAAGGUGAAGGAGAAGCUAAGUAACUUCCUGCCUGACCUGCCAGGGAUGAUUGAUCUGCCCGGUUCCCAUGAUAACAGCAGCCUCCGCUCCCUCAUUGAGAAGCCCCCUAUUCUUGGUGGCUCUUUUAAUCCUAUCACAGGGACCAUGCUGGCUGGCUUUCGCCUCCACACUGGCCCGUUGCCAGAGCAGUGUCGUCUGAUGCAUAUUCAGCCUCCCAAGAAGAAGAAUAAACACAAGCACAAACAGAGCCGUACCCAGGAUCCUGUCCCCCCAGAAACGCCAUCUGAUUCUGAUCACAAGAAGAAGAAAAAGAAAAAAGAGGAGGAUCCUGAACGGAAGAGGAAGAAGAAAGAGAAGAAGAAAAAGAAGAACCGACACAGCCCAGACCACCCAGGCGUGGGCAGCUCUCAGGCCAGCAGCAGCAGCAGCCUCCGCUAACAGGGCUCUACCAGAAUGGGUUUUCCUGCCUGACAAAAGCUGCCUUCCAGGCUCGGACACUGCCUUGGGAGCAUCCCCUGCAACCGGGACAGAAGCCAGCUCCUGCUGUGCUUGACUGAGAUUAACGCAUUAUAUGACAGAAGGGCCAUGCUUUUGUUAAGGCUCAGCCCGGUUGGCUUUCUCACGGACCUCUCUUCCUCUCCCAGGAAGCUUUCUUUUCAUCUCUUUUGUGCAAUUGGUCUGAUUUAGGACAUUGUCUCAUUUGUUAGGGUUUUUCUUUUUUUUGAAAAAAAAUUUACAUUUAUCAAACUGGGUGAACUGUGGCUGCCUAUUAAGAGGUAAGUGCCUUUCUGUGUGAGUCAGGGUUUAAGCCAAGGCAUUCAAAGAUCAGAGCGAAUUUGGGUCUUAUCAUUAUGUUAUCUCAUUAGCAGGCAGGGAAACCACCAGAGUAAGAUCUGGGAGCAUGGUCACAAGUGAGGCAGAGCUUGCUAAUACCUGUCCACAGCAGACACACAUAACACUCUGCCCACAGUGUUGAGAACCAAGCACCUGGAUGAGGAGGCUCCAACUGAAGAGUUAAUCCAGUUAAGUCUCAACUGUCUUCUGAGUCAAUCUUGCAUUGAAACAGAGUUGCCAACUGAAAAAGCACCCACAGUCACCAGUGUAGUUCAACAAGGUUAAUUCCUGGUCAAGCCUCUGAUUUUUUUUUUUUUUUUUUUUAAAUAAACCUCUGGCAAGCAAAGGUAAAUGUUCUUCUCGUCUUCAUAGGAGUCUCUGAACUGCCUCAUUCCUUAAUUAAGACAAUUAAAUUAUUUGGCUGAUUCGAAAACAUUUCUAAGCUAAGAUAGCAACAAAAAGGCAGCCUAAACCAGCAAAAUGUAAUAGAAAACCCAAGCUAAUAUAAUCUGACUUUAAAUAAACUUGACACAGAAGAGUUAAAAUCUGUUGCCAUGAGCCAGGGUUGUUACUUAGAUCAGUAGGUGGAAAACCACUCGUUCAGCGAGUUUUAAUCUAGGAUAUCAGAGCAAGAGCGUAUAUACUUAAGUCAUGGACAGCGAAAAUAAUGGGUUCUGGUCAAUUGCUGGAGAUUUAGUAUCUGAGGAGGCCUAUUUAAAACUAGGGCACAGCCUUUUUGCUUCUGACAAACAGAAGAGACAAAGUGAGAUACCAAAUUAAAGUGCCAGCCAUAUCCAUCCAGUCAGUCCGCCUCUAACAGGCUUUUUCAUCCCUCGAUCAUCCACUGUCUCACCUUUGGCUACAUCCAAAAAGGGCUUUACUUUCCAGAGACAAAAUUCUGUAUUAAAGAACUGUGGCAGUCAAGAUUCUCUAAGCUUUGAAAUGACCAGGAGUUUUGACGGUCACAAAAGACUUUUCAGGAAUUUUUAAAUUAAAUCACCAAAAUAAAAACAGGACCUGUCCUGUAA
Neofelis nebulosa (Clouded leopard) is the source of this 2218-nucleotide messenger RNA. It is a transcript of the gene MED19, whose product is annotated as mediator complex subunit 19. Bases 9 to 794 code for a protein of 261 amino acids. Gene Ontology annotation, cellular component: mediator complex. The record is from RefSeq and is a predicted model, not a curated record. NCBI's taxonomy places the organism in Eukaryota, Metazoa, Chordata, Mammalia, Carnivora, Felidae. The transcript has 5 exons. Gene Ontology annotation, biological process: positive regulation of transcription by RNA polymerase II. Gene Ontology annotation, molecular function: transcription coregulator activity; transcription factor binding.